Molecule: messenger RNA, 4755 nt
Organism: Cydia fagiglandana
Lineage: Eukaryota; Metazoa; Arthropoda; Insecta; Lepidoptera; Tortricidae
Gene: Wsck
Product: putative inactive tyrosine-protein kinase Wsck
Exons: 1
Coding region: 234-2423 (729 amino acids)
Biological process (GO): cell surface receptor protein tyrosine kinase signaling pathway; multicellular organism development; positive regulation of kinase activity
Cellular component (GO): plasma membrane; signaling receptor complex
Molecular function (GO): ATP binding; transmembrane receptor protein tyrosine kinase activity; protein binding
Source: RefSeq, a predicted model, not a curated record
CGCACGUUCAGUCAACCGUUCUGGCUAGCCGUUUUAUAGUAUUUCUUUAUUUAUUGACCAAACAAAUAAAGUUUCACAGUGAACUGUAUAAGAAGUUGUGUGUGGAUGUUUACUAAUUUAUGAAGUACAAUGUUUAUUCACUUUAGUGUGGGCUACGAUUUAUGAUAAUGACUUGGUAACGAGCGUUAAGUUUUACGUCAAAUUAACCUAUGACUCAAUACCGAGAAUAAACAAUGGAAACUCGGUGCUUCGGGUGGCUAUGUAUACUAGUGGUCGUGUUGUGCCUGCGCGUCGGCGUGGGCGACCGCGGCGACUACAUCGGCUGCUACCGGCUGAGGGUGGACGACAUCCUCAACACCCACACCGGGCAGUCCGUGGACGUGUGCCUGUCGGCCUGCGAGCAGGUCUACUACAAGUACGCGCUCAUCGGCAACGAGUCCACCUGCUACUGCAGCAACAACCCCGGCACCUUCAAACUCCCCUUAGAUUCCUGUGACUCGCCGUGCCCUAAAAACGAGACUCAGAAAUGCGGGGGUGUCAAUGCUGCGAGCGUGUACGAUACCGAGGUGGUCGCGCCCGGCCCGCCGGAGCCCGUCAACGUCACCAGGGUCACCGAGACCACUGUUAGAAUAACUUGGAAACAGCCUGACGCCCAUUCUGAUAUUACAGGGUAUGUUAUAAAAGCUGAUGUUGUGACAACUUAUGCUGAAAAUCCUUCCAGCUCUCCAGAAUGGAGGGUACCUAACAAUACAUUCAGUUUGGAACUACCUAACUUAUAUCCUGGCUCGAGCUACAUUAUCAGCGUGGCGGGAGUGAAUGAUGAUGAUGAGGGCCCUCCAGCUACAACCAGAGCAGAAACUAUAAUUGGAACACCAGAUCCAAGUCCCCCUGAUAUAAUAGUUAAAGAAAGACGAGGUGACCAGAUGUUGGUGCAUAUUCCUGAAGCUAAAAAUGUAAACGGGCCAGUCUCCAUGUACAGAGUGGUGGUGUCUAUUGAACUGUACCAGCAGGGGUUCCUUGUUGAUAACCUCGGCAACUACUCCUAUGCCCAGAGCAUGGACCUCCCUUACUACAUCACAGCAGAGUUGGACCCUGAUGAUAUUAAAGCUGAUUUUGUUAUAGGGGAUGGACAUACUUAUAAUGGCUUUCAGAAUGUCCCAUUGCUAUUGGUCAGUGAUAUUGAUGUAUCUCUCGGCAUAGUAAGUGAGAAAAAUCAUGUCAGAAAAAUUAGGUAUGCUGAGUCUACCAAGAAAAUAAUAUUGAACAUAAAUGAGCCAGAAGAUGUCAACCCAAUGGUGGUGGCCUUAGGGGCCGGUAUUGCUAUUGGGGUAGUCCUCUUGCUAAUCGGAGUAGGUAUGAUCAUAGUUUUAAGAAAAAGAAUUCAUUUGGUUAGAAUGCAGAGAGGCUCACAGUCAAUGCCGCUUAGUCUCAGUGAGCCUUGUAUUGAAAUAGAAAACUCUGGCUUUUUACAAGAUGACAUUGAGAAAAUAGACUACUAUGGAAACUUAAAAAGAAAAUUAUGGAACAUACCGAGGAAUCUCAUUGAUAUAGAUAUUUCUUGUAUUGUUGGUUUGGGGAGCUACGGGAAGUUCACAAAGGCUAAAGUCCAACAGCACGGAGGACAGACUUCAGGGCUGGUGCAGGUCAUCAGCGACAGGGAGAUGGAGAAGCCUGACAAGAAGCUUAUGCUACAGGAGCUGGACCUCCUCAUCAAGACUAGUGAACAUGAAAAUGUAAUCUCCCUUAUUGGCAUUAGUGAAACUAGCACCACAUUGUUUGUUGUACUCCAAGAUAGUAAAUACACUUUAAAGGAGAUGCUUUUACAAAGCAGACAGAGGGAUUUGCAGAACAAUAAAUUCUGCCUCAUCACUGAGAAUAAACUGCUUCAGCUUUGUGCCGAUAUUGCAGCAGGGAUGGAGUACCUCCACACCAAGUCAGUGACGCACAAACGUCUAAGCUGUCGUAAUAUUGUUAUCGGCGAAUCUGGAGCCGCGAAAGUGUCUGGCUUUGGUUUAUCACACAUCAGGCCACUACAUGAAACCCCAGACUACACUAGAUGGACAGCGUGCGAGAUGUUACGACAGACGAGAUUUAACCCUAAAGCAGAUGUGUGGUCGUUUGGGUGCCUUAUGUGGGAAGCGCUAACUUUAGGCGCGACGCUAUAUGCAAGCACGCCGAACAAAGAUGUCGCUCCUCGAGUGUUGCGCGGUAUGCGCGCGAGCCAGCCGUCAUACGUCGGCGACGAACUGUUCCACCUGUGCCUGCAGUGCUGGCAGGUGGACCCCGACGAGCGGCCCACCUUCUCGUCGUUGCUGGACGAGCUCCUGCCGCUCUCGGAGGCCGCCGGAACUCGUAGUCUCAGCUUCACACACUAUAACGGAUUCGAAUACGAACCACACGUGCCACAGUACGAAAUCGCUUAGAAUUUCUGCAAUAUUCACAACAACACUCACCAGCUAACCAGUUUAGGUCUGAUCUCUGAUUACGAAUAGUUGUUACGAAUCUCGAGGUCAAAGCUAGUAUAUUAGAAAUAGUAGAUAUGAUAUGUAAAUUCGUCGGCCUAAGUCGCAAACCUCGGAACUCCUCCGGGGGAGUUAUGGGGUUUGCGACUAUAAGUAUUGUUGUCCAAGGUAGCAAUUACUAAUUUCCUUGAAAUGGAGUUACGAGGUUUGCGACUUAGGCCGACGGUAUGCUAUGCAUUAGGUAGCUGUUGUGACUUAAGAAUCUCAUUAGAUUCUCAAAUUGUAGGACAAUAUUUAUGUAGGCAACUUUGUAUCCAAAGAUUUAAGACAGCUUUAGGCAGUUAGCUUCUUCACUAUUGUCUAUUAUUUGUGUAAUGAAAGUGACCUUAUCUUUCUUACUGAGUAAUUUGAGAGGAACAGUAUGGCAGCAGUAUUCUGACAUGACAUGAGAAUCUAUAUUUGUUACCUUUAAGCUUAGAUUAAGCAACUCAUUAACCACAAUGGAAAAACCUUGCAUUAUAGUUAAGUACCUUAUAGGCACAAAAAAAUAUUUAUGAUAAUGAUUAUCAUUACUAUUUCGCAGGAAGUCUUCUUUUUCAUGAGGAUAAAAUAUCACACGUAAAUUGUGUUGUAUGUGAUGGAACCACAAGAAUCUCGUAUAAAUAAAAUAAAAUACUUAAUUUUGCUCUCAAUUGGUUUAUUAAGAUUAACAUGUGAUGUGUACUAUGUACUCAUAUGAUGGCCUGUAAUUGUUAGUUAUGCAUAUGUAUUCAGUUUUAACAGAAUUCAAUAAUUUAGAUGUUUAGGAAAUAGGUUUAUAAAAGUAUUGGCGACAUUGACAAAAUUUAAGUAUAAAAUAAAUGUUUACUGAUAUUUUUUGUCUCAGUCAGAUAUUUUUUGUGUCGCAGUGACGAUGACGGCCAAAGUGACCAUGUAUAUAUUUGAUUCUAUAUAUUUAGCCACUUUCACCUUCACUAUCUGAUGUACAUCUGUAUUGUAUUGUAGCACGGCGCCAGGUUUCCGCAACUUGACGUCUGAAUUGCGCGAGCUGUAUAUCUGUACCUUUUCUAUUGAAUUUCUUAUUUGGACACAAUUUGGCGACUGAAUGUCGAUAAAUCGGUGUAAAAGCGAUAGGGGUCUAUUUAUAGCCAUUUUAGGCACUGGUUCGUCAAUAACCAUUGUAUUGGGUCGCGUGUCGCGUGCUACCCACGCAAUGAAUCAAACAAUAUUUAUGAAACGAUUUUUUUUAAUAAAAGUAAAAUAGAUUGUCUCACUGAAAAGGUACAUUUGUGCGGUUAUGCUUAUGUCGCAUAUCGUUAGCGUCUAUCACACUUACGUUAACACCCUUUUCUUAAGAACCACAAAUGUAUGUACUUAUAGGUAUACAUGCCUAUAAUGUGUAUGUAGAUAUAGUAGAAUGAAGUCAAUUGUUGUCAUUGUGUACAGCAUGUAGUUAUUUACUAAGUGUUAUCUAACAAUAAGGUACAGUCAACAGUAAAAAAAUGGGUGUAGACAACUUACUCAAAAAUAUGUAUAUGUAUGUAAUAUGUGUAUGUUCUUAAUUCACUGACAUAAGAGUUAUGGGACAUAUUUUUGAAAUGAUUUGUACACCCAUAUUUUUACCCAUAUGCUGGUAUUAUUAGCACUGUAAUAAUAACUGUACUUAGAUUAAGGUUGUGUAUUUAUUUACAUCAUUAUUUGUAUAUAAUGCUCGUAUAUUUAUAUCUUUUAUCAGAGAGAAUAGACAGAAUAGUAAAUAAAAAGACUGCCGAUCUCCAUACAAAGUAGAGUUCUUUAGUAUUGUUAUAGAUGGCAUCACAUUGGUGAGGUCCCCAUAUCCUAUUUGGCGCUUUUACCUUUCUUUAACAUAAUGCCAUCUAACUAGAUGGCGUUACGGUGUUAAAUCGCGGUUAAGGUGGCUUAUAAAUUAUGGGAUACCAUAAGUGGCGCCAUCUACAAUAAUGGCGAGGAAUUGGAUUUUAUAUGCUGGCCAAGCGCAGGAGCAGGAGCACCAGGACAACAUCUCGCCCGCGAAUUUGACUACCCAUUAGGUACUUAGUAAAAGAUGGGUAGUCUAUCUCGCGCGCGAUAUACUUGAUGCGCCGCAUUUGUGCUAGGCCUAAUGGACGAUUCAGUCAAUUAAAUUAUUUACUUAUUUUACAUUCCAUCCAUUGUUAAAUUUAGAUCUCAAUCGUUUUACUUUUCUCGAUGUCUGCUAAGCUCAAGAGCAAUACGGCACAUAUUUUGUACUUUUUUUUAUAUACACUUUAUUAAACGCGUAAUUUAUUAAUAA